AAUAAUUAUUAAUUAUCUAUUAUUUUUAUAUUUUGGAGUAGUGGUUUUUUUAUUUUAAAAUAUUUAAAUAAAUGAUAUUUAAUUUCAACAAAUAAAGAGCAUAAAAUGUUCCGGAAUAAAGUUGCAGUGGAUCGUCAUGUCCAAGAACAAUUUAGAAAAGUUACUGAUGAAAAAGAGCGUAAUCUUCGUUGUUACAACAUAGCCAAGCUCUAUUAUUCAGUUCAAGAUUAUGAUUCAGCUCGUCAUUAUGUAUCAAGUUAUUUGGAAGUCAAGAGUGAAUCAGCACCAGCACAUAAACUUCUUGGUGAAAUAUUUGAAGCUCUUGGUCAAAAACAAAAAGCAUUAGUUCAAUAUAAACAAUCACUUGAACUAGAAGGACGUCAAGAUGAUUUAGUUCUUAAAGUAUGUGAACUUUUAACUGAUACUGAUGUUUCUGUUGAUGUUAACAGUGUCAAAUAUUGGACAGAACGUGCUAGUGAUAAAUUUCCAAAUCAUUCAAUAAUAUUUAGACUCAAAGAACGUAUGUUAAUCAGUGAAAAAACUGAUGUUACAAAUGAAGAUUUAGAAGCAUUAAUUAUUUCUGAAUUAUCAGCAAGACCAAGUGAUAUAGAACUACGUGUUAAACUUAUAAAAUAUUAUCAAUCAAAAAAACGUCUUGAUGAUGCAUUUCAACAUGCAAUUGAUAUUGAAUCAAAAUUUUCACAUCGUGAUAGUUUAAUUUGGUAUGAAACACUUUGUGCAUUAUUAACACAAUACAAAGAUACUAAACAACAAAAAUGGUCAUUUUGGAUAUUGUAUUUAUCAUGUUUGGAACGUUAUGCUGCAUUGAGUAUAAAAGAACAAGGUAUACAAAUACCAAAAUCAAUUGAAGAUGCUAUUCAAGCUGUGUCAAAUUUUGAUCAAGCAUUAACUGAAUCAAAACAACACAAUAUUGAUAAUAAUACAAAAUUUACAGAACAAAUGUAUUGUCAUAUGUUUGCACAGUUAAAUUAUCAUCUAGCUUGUUUAAUAAUACGUCGUACAAAACGUGAACAAGGCAGUUGGACUGAAGCUGGAAGACUUUGUGCUCCAUUAUUAUUAACAGCAAUGCAUUCGUCACCAAUUGAUACAGUUGCACCAUUAUCAGCAAAUAUUAAAGCUCAAUCAAAUCAAGCACAAGUUGAUAUUUGGCAUCGUGAAGGUGCAUAUCGUUGUAGUCAAGCUGCUCAUGUACUUCAAGAUUACAUACGUAAUGAUGUCAAACGUUUAACUGAUAAAAUUGAAAAAUUUUGCAUUGGAUCAUGGAGAGAACGUUUGUAUCAACGUAUUUUUACAUCAAAAAAAUAUUCAACUAUCAUGUCUAAAUCUUAUUUUGCUAAUGAUACAACUAAAAAUUCACCUAUGAGAUUAUUAUCAUCUACUGAACUUGCUGAAUAUGAUGAAAUAAGUGAACAAGUAUUUCCAGCCUCAUUACAUCAUCAUGUUUGGCUUGGUAUUGUCAAUAAACCAAAACCAUUAAAAAGUCAAAAUUUACAAUCUAAAAGUAUUAAUUCAGUACCAAUUAAAAAUCAACAGUGUCAUGUGUUUAAAAAUUUACAAAUAUCUGCUCAUAAUUUAAAUCAAGCAUCACCAGAUAGUCUAAGUCAAUUAGAUAUUGAUGCAUUUUUAAAUGCAACAAUUUUAUGUUCAUCUGUUAUUGUUGAAGAUCAUAAAAAAAGUGGAUUUUUAAAUCCCGAUAGAUUUCCAACAUUACCAGCUGAUUUAACAAAUACACUUUGUACAUCUGUACAAGAAAAAUGGUGGUUAUCAGCAUAUAAAAUGUAUAAUAAUCAAGAUGGUAAUAAUAUUGGUGGUGAUAUUGGUGAAUUACGUCAAGAAUUACAAUUUGGUCUUGAAAUUGUACGUUGUAUUGGUAAUCAUGGUUUACAUCCAACAAUUAUUGUUCAAUUAGCAAGAAUAUUUCAGUAUCGUGCUAAAUUAUUACGUGAAAAUGAAAAUUCAGAUGAGACAUUGAAUUAUCUUGAGCGUCGAUAUGAAUUAUAUUGGUCAACUGUAAUACCUUUACUUGAAAGAUUAUUAAAUAAUCAAUCAAUAAGAUUCAUCAUAACAAAAGUAUUUGAUUAUCAAGGUGGUGAUAUGAAUAAUUUAGAAUUGAGCAAUGCACUUGAGGAAGGUCGUUUAACAUUAGCUGAAAUAAUGGUCAAAGAAAAAAAAUAUGAAGAAGCUGUUGCAAGUCUUCAAAUAUUAAAAUGUCCAGAAUCAUCAUGUCUUCAAGGUGAUGUAUACAAAAUACUUGCUGAUGAAUCAUCUAUUUCAUAUGAAAAAAAUAAUAUUACAUCACCAUUAAGAUCAGAUCAUAUUAUUAUGUUAACAAAAGCUAAAAACUGUUAUUACUUAACACUUGAUCGUUUGAGAAGUCCUGGAAUGAAUCCAAAUCAUCCAUUAAAUGCUGAACUUGGUAAUAAAAUAUUAUCAAUUGAAAAUGAAUUAAAAAAAAUUGAUCCUGAUUAUGUAAAUCAUCAUACCAACAGAAAUAAUGAUGAUAAUUGUGCGUCUGAUGAAAGUUAUUCAUCAGCUCAUAGUGAUGAACAACAUUCAAUUUUUUAUGCAUCAAAUUCAGUUCUUCAUGGUACACCACGUGUUAAUAAAGUACGUACAACACCAAAACAAUCAAGUACACCACGUAUAUCACAACAAGAAAGAUUAUUUAAUGAUUCAACAAGAUCAAGAGUACAUUUUGAAGCUCGUCCAAGUCCUGAAAGACUUGAUGCACAAAUACGUCAAUUAAUUCAUUCAAAAGAUUCAAUGAUUUCAACUGUUGUUGAGCAAUAUAAAAUUAUUCUUGAGUCAAAUAAAACACUUGUUGAAUCAAAUAAAAAUAUGAAAGACAUGCUUGAAGAAUUGCGUCGUGAAUUUAAUGAAUUUAGAAAAGAUUCAGCACAAAAACGUGAUUUAAGACAAUCAAAUAUUAAUCAUACAAAUAAUGAUACUGGCUCAUAUGGUUUUGAAGAUGAUGUAUAUGAUAAUUUAACAGAUCAUACACAAAAUUUAUCUUUACAACAACAACAACAACGUCCACGUUAUGCUCCUGUACCAUUUGGAUAUAAAACACCGAUUGUAUCUCAUAUGCAAAGUCCAGCAAUGCCUCCAAAUAUGUUUGCUACACCAAGAGCUCCAUUUUCACCACAUGAUUAUUCACAAGCAAAUCCACUUUCAAAUGAUUAUUACAAUACAAUGCAACCAUUUCUUCAACAAAAUUAUAAUGAUCCAUACAAUCAAGCAAUGGGACCAACAAUUUAUGGUACACCAUCAAGACCAAUUUAUCCUCCACAAGUAUUUUCACGUACACCAUCUGUUGAUCAAUCACCAAUUGGUGGUAUACCACCACAAGUAUUACCUGGACAAACACCAGCCUCUUUUAUGAUGCCAAGAAUGAUGGCUCCAUUGUCACAAGAAACACAUUUACCACAAAAUGUUGCUUUGGCACAAAUGCAACAGAUGAUUGAUUUAACACGACAAGGAAUGUCUGAUACUUCAAUAACAUCAACUCCACCACCACCACCACCGCAACAACAACAGCAACAAUUACAACAAAUACAAAUACAACAACAACAACAACAAAUUCAACAACAGCAACAAGUACAACAACAGCAACAAACACCACGCUCAAGUAUACUUGGUCAAAUAUUACAAAAAAAUCCUUUAGUUAAUAAAGCACCACCUGUUAAUGUUGUCAUUACUAAAUCAGAUACAGUUCCUACAACAGUACCACCUGUUCAACCAACAAUGAGUGUUACAAUACCACCACAACAUAUUAACAGUGGUAAUAGUAUUAAUAUGCAACAAAAUAAUUAUUCAUUAAAUAAUACUGUUGAAAACAUUCCACAUACUUAUCAAAUGACAAUGCCAUCACAUGCAAUAAUACCAACAACAGUUAUUCAUCCACCAUUAUCAGCAACAAUAACAAAUACAAUUGCUGCUGGUGCUGAAAAAUCAAAACAUAAUGUUAGUUUGUUAUCAACGGGUUCACAUAAUUCAUCAACUGAUGCAGCUGAAGUUGAACAUGAUCCAAUACCAGAUUUCAAGCCAAUUAUUCCUUUACCAGAUGAAAUUACUGUUACAACUGGUGAAGAAGAUGAAGAAGAGUUAUACUGUGCAAGAGCAAAAUUAUUCAGAUACUCUGAUAAAGAAUGGAAAGAUCGAGGUGUUGGUAAUGUUAAAUUAUUAAAAAAUACAGAAGGCAAAGUGAGAUUACUCAUGAGAAGAGAACAAGUAUUGAAGAUAUGUGCCAAUCACUUUUUAACAGCAGACAUGGAGUUGAGUCCAAUGAUGAAUUCAGAUAGAGCAUGGACAUGGGCUGCUAAUGAUUUUGCUGAUCAAGAAGUUAAACUUGAAACACUUGCUAUUAGAUUUAAAUUACCAGCAGAAGCACAAUCAUUUAAAGAACAUUUUGACAAAGCAAAAGCAUCAUUACCAUUGAGUCCAGUUAAACCAGUUAAAAAAAGUCAACCACCAGUUACAUCAACUCAAACAACAACAGCUACACCAGUCACAACUUCAUCAUCAUCAUCUGUUGUUCUUGGUGGAUUUUCAUUCAGCACAACACCAAUUAUUCAACAAAAAACAUCAGUUGAUACUAAAAAAAAUGAAGAAACAGCAAAACCAAGUCCAUUUUCUGGUUUUUCAUUUACAAAAACAACUGAUUCACCAGCUGCACCUGUUGACUUUUCAUUCAAUCAAAAGUCAGUAAUACAAAAUACAAAAACAACAGCAACAGCAGUAGCAAGCAAGCCGUCAUUGGCAGAGAUGUUUAAACCUGAAGUAGGUUCAUGGGAAUGUAAAAGUUGUUAUACAAGAAAUACGUCAUCAAAUGUUAAAUGUCUUGCUUGUGAAGGACCAUCACCAAAUGCACCAGCUCCAAUUGUCAAAGAAGCACCAAUACAAAAUGCAAAAAUAACAUCAGCAGCACCACCACCACCAACAACAACAACAACAACAGGUAAACCAUCAUUAUCAGAGAUGUUUAAGCCAGAAGUUGGCUCAUGGGAAUGUAAAAGUUGUUACACAAGAAAUAAAUCAUCAAGUGUUAAGUGUCUUGCUUGUGAAGGUCCAUCACCAAAUGCUCCAGCAGCAUCGGCAAAUGAUACAACAAACAAAUCAAGUGUCAUAGCUUCUACACCAUUUACAUUUGGAAUACCAGCAGCAGUACAAACCAAUCAAAAUACACUUUCAACUGCUAAACCUCUUUUUAAUGAUAUAUUUAAAAAUAAAAGUGAAACAAGUGUUGGAGCAACACCAGCUUUUUCAUUUGGCAUACCAGCUAAUAAAGAAACAUCAAGUUUUAAUUUUAAAGCACCAGUUAUUGAUGAUAAAAACAAAAUUGGUGAAUCAAAAAGUUUUGAAGGUUUUUCAACAAAACCACCUUCAACUGAUUUUAAUUUUAGUAAUCAAGAAGCUAAAAAUUUACCAUCAAAAUCACCAUUUUCAUUUGGAUCACCUGGUAAAUCAUUUGAAUUUCAUUUAGCAUCAAAAUCACCAGUUAAAUCAUCUGGUGGUGGUGGUGGUGAUGAUGCAAGUGAUGAUGAAGUUGUUGAAAGUGAAGAUAUUUAUUUUGCACCAGUAAUACCACUUCCAGAUAAAAUUGAUGUUAAAACUGGUGAAGAAGAUGAAGAGGUACUUUAUACACAUCGUUCAAAAUUAUUUAGAUAUGAUUCAAAUACAAAAGAAUGGAAAGAACGUGGUCUUGGUGAUAUUAAAAUUUUAAGACAUACAGUUACUAAAAAAUUGAGACUUGUUAUGAGAAGAGAUCGUACAUUAAAAUUGUGCUUGAAUCAAUAUGUCCCACGUGAUUUAGAAAUAACAUCAAAAGAUGAAAAAACAUGGUUAUGGAAAGCAAGUGAUUUUAGUGAAGGAGAAAUUGAACAUGUUAGUCUUGCAUGUCGUUUUAAAAAUUCUGAAAUUGCUGAAUUAUUUAAAAAAGCAAUUGACAAUGCAAUUGCAGCUAUCGAUAUUAAUGAAACACCAUCAUCAGCAUCAACAGCAUCACCACAAGAUAUUCAAGUAUUAUUUGAAUUAAGUGUUACUGAUGAAGAAAAAAAUGCAGCAUUAAAACUUAAAUUACCAGAAAAUUUCUAUUCAUACAAACAAAAAGAUGAUUGUAAAGGUUGUCGAGGUUGCCAAGAAUCAGAUGUUUCACUUUUUGAUGAUAAAAAAAAUAAAGGAACAACUUCAAAAACACCAUCACAAGUUAUCAAAUUAGAUCCACCAAAAUUAACUCCACCAACAAAAACACAAUUUUCAGCUACAACAACAACAACUGCAGCAGCAACAACAACAACAACCACAACAAAUUCGAAUAUUUUCUCGUUCCAAAAAUCACCUAUUCAACCAACAGAAACAAAACAACUAAAACAUGGAACUCUUGCUUCAAUUAUUAAUCAUCCACAAGAUAUAAAAUCAGGUUUUUCAUUUGGUGGUACGAAAAAUAAUAAUAAUAAUGACAGUGUUGUUAGAAAUUUAUUUGGAGGUACUCCAAGUAUAUGCAGUCCAACUACAGCACCACAAACUGAUUCACCAUUUGGAAAAAAUGUAUUUGGAGAGAAAUCAAGUAUUUUUGGUCAACAAUCACUCCCAACUUUUGCAUCAGUUGGAUCAACAAAUAUAUUUGGUGGUGCAACACCAGUUAAAACAUCAGAAGCAUCAUCAACAACAACAACAACAGCUAUGCCACUUUUUGGAGGAGCACCAACAUUUGCAACAGCUUUUGGUAUGACUAAAAAUUCAGAAACAAGCAAUAAAACAUCUGAAAAUAUAUUUGGAUCAGCUGCCAAAGAUUCAUCUACAUCUACGCUAUUUUCAAAUGGCAAUAAUUUAUUUAGUGCUAAUACAACAAAUAAUAAUGAAACAACAUCAACACCACCAGUUUUUGGUAAUACAUCAUCAUUCGGUAGUAAUUUUUCAUUUGGAGGUUUAGCAACAACAACACCAUCAACAACUUCAAUAUUCGGUGGUAAACAGCCAUUAACAUCAACAACUGAUGAAAAAAAAGAAACAACAGUACCAUCAUUUUUAAAAACAGCUGAGAAUACUGUUACAUUUGAAGCACUUGCUGCUGGUACAUCAAAACCAGCUGGUUUUACAACUAACCCAAAUUUUUCAUUUGCUGGAGCUGGACAAUCAGUAUUUGGAUCAAAAACACCACAAUCAUCAACUAAAAAAACACCACAAAAAAAUGAAGAUAAUGAUAAAGAUGCAGAUGAAGAAAAUGAUGAUGGACAAGAUGGUGAAUAUGAUCCACAUUAUGAGCCAAUAAUACCAUUACCAGAUGCAAUUGAAGUUAAAACUGGUGAAGAAGAUGAAGAAGCAUUAUUUUGUCAACGUGCUAAAUUAUAUAGAUAUGAAACAGAAACAAAAGAAUGGAAAGAACGUGGUGUUGGUGAUAUGAAAAUUCUUCAUCAUGUUGAACAAGGAAGAUAUCGUUUGUUGUUAAGACGUGAACAAGUUUAUAAAGUUGUAUGUAAUAUGGCAUUAACAUCAGAUUUUGAUCUUCAGCCACUUCAAACAUCAGAUCGUGCUUGGGUAUGGGGUGGUACAAAUUAUGCUGAAGAUACACCAUCUGUUGAAAAACUUGCUGUUAGAUUUAAAAAUCCAGAACUUGCAAUGAAUUUUAAAGAUGUUGUUGAUCGUGCUAUUGAAGAUUUAUGUACAAGACCAAAAAAUGAUAGUCAUCAAAAUCAUGAAGGAGAAGAAGAAGAUGAUGAGGAGGAGGAUGAUGAUGUUGAUGAUGUUGAUGAUGAUGGUGGUCAUAAUAAUGAGGAUACUGAUGAGGGUGAUGAAGGUGAUGAUGAUGACGAUGAAGUGUCAUAUUCAUUUUUUAAAGUAGCCAAUCUCUUGACUUUGGAAGAAAAUGAAUUUGUACCAGUUUGUCAAAAUGGAAUUGUCAAAAUAUAUUAUGAUUCUGAGGUAUUUGCAUCAAGAAUUGUUUUUGAAAAUGACCAUGGAGAAAUAUUGUGUUCAGUUGUCACUGUAUGGCAACUUGAAGUUGAACUUGAUGGUAAUUGCUGUACGUGGACAGCAUAUGAUGAGUUCUUUGAAAUACCUAUCAGAAGAACUAUGAAACUUGAAUUUCAAGUUGAAUCUGAUGCAGUUGAAUUUUAUAAUAAUGUUCGAGAUAAUGUUGAAGAAUCUGGUUUUUCCAAAGUCAGUGAGGACAUGUAUUACUAAUCUUCAUGUUAACUAGGCCCAUAAAUCAAUCAGUGAAAUUUAAUUAGAUAAUUUUUAUGAAUUACUUUAGUAAAAACAUGAUUAAGAAAAAAAAAAAA
Molecule: messenger RNA, 8300 nt
Organism: Aphidius gifuensis
Lineage: Eukaryota; Metazoa; Arthropoda; Insecta; Hymenoptera; Braconidae
Product: E3 SUMO-protein ligase RanBP2-like
Exons: 3
Coding region: 106-8202 (2698 amino acids)
Biological process (GO): nucleocytoplasmic transport
Cellular component (GO): cytoplasm; nuclear pore
Molecular function (GO): GTPase activator activity; protein binding
Source: RefSeq, a predicted model, not a curated record